UCACGCAAACUUCUAACAAGAUAUAUCUUGUUUGAUGGGUAUUUUCAUACAUCUAAUCGUUUCCAACGUCAUCCAUACACAAAUAUUUGUUCGUAAGGAACAUAUUUCAAAAAUCGCAAAAAUCAUCAGAAUUUUUCAAUCAUGGAAGGAGGAAACGAUGUUGUGGCCAAUCAGGAGAAGAAACGGGAGAAAAGGGUAAUAUUUUCAAAAGAAGAAAAUAAAUUGUUGAUGGCAUCCUUCGCAUUAAACCAAUGCCCAGCUAUCAAUGAAAAAGCAAGACUCGCUAACAUUAUUCGCGUCACCAAUCCAUUGGUCAACAUGGUCAAGAUAAGUAAAUGGUUCGACCACAAACGACAGAGACCCAGUAAGAUGAAGCCAAGAAAGAAGAGGAAUUUAGCUCUACUUCCCCUCACCAGUAGUCGAGUUUCGUGUUUGGAGAAAUCCUACAAGACUUCAAAAUGGGUGUCGGACAUGGAUCGGCAGAAGCUGAUGGAAGAAACUGGUCUCGCUGAGUCGCAGAUUAAGGACUGGUUUAUAAGACGGAGAAAGUCGGAUUCGACUCUGGAGAGUCAAGUGACGGCUCCUUCUCGCGCAACCACAAUCGUCAACACCAACCCAAGGCUCUUCUGGGUCAACAAGGAUACGGGGAAAUUGGAGUGGAAAACAAUAGAGGAGGGUGAAGAUUGCGCUGUUUAUCAUAAAUUGUAUAUUUCACUGUUUGACAUCGUCAAGAAAGAGGAUGCCCAAGGCAAAAUGGCUAAAACAGCUGUUGGCUAUACCGGAAUGGACAAUGCCAUUUCCGCUGCAAAACUUAAUUGGCUUGAUAUCAAGAAAGCUAUCAAGAAUAUUCUUAGUCUCGGAAUCUUUGCCUUGAUUAAGGCCUGUUCCUACCGAAAUGAUGUAGUCGAAGAUGGCUUGGAAGAGGUGCCAGAAACAGCUAAAUUUCUUGGAAUCUAUACUCCGAUCGAAACAGUUGCUAAGGGAAAAGCGUCAAAAGAACAAAUCAUCGAACUUUUCAAAUGGUGGUUUCGUCUCAGACUUCUUGCCCUGGGCACUCUCCGACCUCGAGAAUGCUUGGAUAUCCUGUACCCCUUUGCCGAAUACUUGGAAUCAGUGGUUCUCCAAUAUUUGGAGCAUAUGGCCCCUGUCACUCGUCGAUGGAUCAUACUUUCUGCUCCACAGAUGAAGGCCUACAUUAAGGACAAGUCUGCCGCCACCUUCCCUGGCGUUGAUGAUAAACUUGUGACUCGAUUUAAAUGUAUCGAACUGUGGAGUCAUGAUCCUGCUCUAUUCUAGCCGUCAGCCCAAGGCUUUAUUUUAUUAUUAUUUGAUCCAAGAUCAGUUUGUUUAUGUAUUCUCAUUCGUUGUUGGUUUUAAAAUAAAAUAUUGAUUGAAAUAUUCAA
This is a messenger RNA of Folsomia candida, 1403 nucleotides long. RefSeq lists its product as uncharacterized. The transcript has 6 exons. Gene Ontology annotation, molecular function: DNA binding. The record is from RefSeq and is a predicted model, not a curated record. The coding region runs from base 142 to 1296 and encodes 384 amino acids. NCBI's taxonomy places the organism in Eukaryota, Metazoa, Arthropoda, Collembola, Entomobryomorpha, Isotomidae.